AUUGAACUCAGGACAAAGCUUUCUUCUCCAUUCCCAAACCCUUGCACGCACAAUUGAAAUUCGCCUGAAACCUAGAGGAGAACCCUCUCCAGUACUCGCUCAUGAAAGGCUGGGAAACCACAUUUCUGCCACUUUCUCGUGGUUUUCUCCUCUGAUUUUGCUCACCCAAUCCUCGUAACUUCGAGCUUCUUCUGAUAUUUAUAUAUACAAUAAUAUUUAACAAUGUCUCUGCCUCCUCUGGAGUUUGUGUACUUGACGGAGGACUCCAUUAAAGAAUUGAAGAACUCAAAUUCAAAUUUCAGAUUUCCUUCCCCGGCACCCGUCCUCCGGUUUCUAUAUGAACUCUGCUUCACCAUGGUCCGAGGGGACUUGCCAUAUCAGAAAUGUAAAGGGGCCUUGGAAGCAGUAGAAUUUUUGGACUGUGGUCCGGAGGGGGAUUUAGGAUCAUAUUUUGCUGAUAUUGUUGCCCAAAUGGCUCAAGAUCUUACUAUGCCUGGUGAAUAUCGCUCUCGUCUUAUCAAACUGGCAAAAUGGUUGGUGGAAUCUACAUUAGUCCCGUUGAGAUUUUUUCAGGAGCGGUGUGAGGAAGAAUUUUUGUGGGAGUCUGAAAUGAUUAAGAUAAAGGCUGCAGAUCUGAAGUCCAAAGAGGUUCGAGUAAAUACUCGUCUUCUUUAUCAGCAAACCAAAUUUAACUUGCUUCGAGAAGAAAGUGAGGGCUAUGCCAAGCUGGUUACCCUUCUCUGUCAGGUUCCUGAACCAUCAAAAAAUGCAUCAGCUGCAACAGUUGGAAUUAUUAAGUCAUUGAUUGGUCACUUUGACCUGGAUCCAAACCGAGUUUUUGAUAUUGUAUUGGAAUGUUUUGAGCUUCAGCUUGAUAACAGUGUUUUCUUGGACUUAAUUCCAAUAUUUCCCAAGUCACACGCAUCUCAAAUUCUUGGAUUCAAGUUUCAAUAUUAUCAGCGCAUGGAAAUCAACAAUCCUGUGCCACCUGGACUCUAUCACCUCACAGCUUUAUUGGUGAAGAAAGAUUUUAUUGACGUUGAUAGCAUAUAUUCGCAUUUACUUCCCAAGGAUGAUGAUGCAUUUGAGCAUUAUAAUGCCUUCUCCGCUAAGAGACUUGAUGAGGCUAAUAAAAUUGGGAAAAUUAAUCUUGCGGCCACUGGAAAGGAUCUCAUGGAUGAUGAGAAACAAGGAGAUGUUACAGUAGAUCUUUUUGCUGCUUUAGACAUGGAAACAAUGGCUGUUGCUGAAAGAUCCUCAGAACUUGCAAAUAAUCAAACUCUAGGCUUGUUGAUGGGCUUCCUUGCUGUGGAUGACUGGUUUCAUGCCCAUCAAUUGUUGGAGCGGCUGUCACCACUGAAUCCAGUGGAACAUCUUCAAAUUUGUGGGGGAUUGUUCAGGCUCAUUGAGAAAACAAUAUUUCUGGCUUAUAAAUUAGUAUGUCAAACACAAAUUUCAACUGCUGGUGUAUCCUCUGGUUCUAAUGUCGAUUCGGAGUCGGGAAGUUCGUCAGUGGAUAGAUCUUUUAUUAAUCUGCCCAAAGAGCUGUUUGAAAUGCUUUCUUCUGCUGGACCUUAUCUUUAUCGUGACACUUUGUUGCUGCAAAAGACAACCAGAGUGUUGAGAGCUUAUUACCUUUGUGCCCUGGAACUUGUUAGUGAUGGUGAUGGAGCAUUUAGUUCUCAUUCUGUUACAAUAGGAAAUCAAAGUCCUCGCCUCCACCUGAAGGAUGCAAGAUUAAGAAUUGAGGAAGCACUUGGAACAUGCCUUCUUCCGUCUUUGCAGUUGAUACCUGCAAAUCCUGCAGUUGGUCAGGAGAUAUGGGAACUUAUGAGUCUCCUCCCGUACGAGGUGCGCUAUCGUUUAUAUGGUGAAUGGGAAAGGGAUGAUGAACGUUUUCCAAUGAUUUUGGCAGCUCGGCAAACUGCAAGGUUGGAUACUCGAAGGAUCCUAAAACGUCUUGCCAAGGAAAAUCUGAAGCAACUUGGGAGAAUGGUUGCUAAAUUGGCUCAUGCCAAUCCAAUGACAGUUCUUCGAACAAUUGUUCAUCAGAUAGAGGCUUACAGGGAUAUGAUUGCUCCAGUUGUGGAUGCAUUCAAGUACCUUACUCAGCUUGAGUAUGAUAUCUUGGAGUAUGUUGUGAUUGAACGCUUGGCUCAAGGUGGACGGGAAAAGCUUAAAGAUGAUGGUCUCAAUUUGUCAGACUGGCUCCAAUCUCUGGCAUCAUUUUGGGGUCACCUGUGUAAAAAGUAUCCAUCAAUGGAACUCAGGGGUCUUUUCCAGUAUCUUGUAAAUCAAUUGAAGAAAGGGAAUGGGAUUGAGCUUGUUCUCCUGCAGGAACUAAUACAGCAGAUGGCUAACGUGCAAUACACGGAAAACAUGACCGAAGAUCAAUUAGAUGCCAUGGCAGGAAGUGACACUCUCCGUUAUCAGGCUACAUCAUUUGGCAUCACAAGGAAUAACAAGGCAUUGAUCAAGUCCACUAACAGACUUAGAGAUUCUUUGCUCCCGAAGGAAGAACCCAAGUUGGCGGUUCCGCUUUUGCUUCUGAUUGCACAACAUCGUUCUGUGGUUGUCAUAAAAGCAGAUGUGCCUCAUAUCAAAAUGGUCAGCGAACAGUUUGAUCGAUGCCAUGGGACCCUUCUUCAGUAUGUGGAAUUUCUUUGUAGUGCAGUGACUCCCACAUCAACUUAUGCGUUGCUGAUUCCCACUCUUGAUGAACUUGUACAUCAAUAUCAUCUUGAUCCUGAGGUGGCCUUUUUGAUUUAUCGGCCAGUGAUGAGACUGUUUAGGUGUCAAAGCACUCCCAGUUCCUUCUGGCCUUUAGAAUGUAAUGAAGCACUGAACCCUGGAGCUGCUGAAAAGGAGCCUGAAACUUCGGAUUCAUCCACCACAUUGGUUCUGGAUGUUGGAUCUUCUCGCAAGCCCAUCUCAUGGAUUAAUCUUCUUGACACUGUCAAGACAAUGCUGCCUGCAAAAGCCUGGAAUAGCUUGUCUCCUGAUUUGUAUGCAACCUUCUGGGGUCUUACUCUAUAUGAUCUCUAUGUGCCCAGAAGUCGUUAUGAAUCUGAGAUUGCAAAGCUGCACGCUGCUCUUAAAGCUCUUGAAGAAUUUUCUGAUAAUUCCAGUUCUGCAAUUGCUAAAAGGAAAAAAGAUAAAGAAAGAAUUCAAGAGUCUCUAGAUCGAUUGACUAUGGAGCUUCAGAAGCAUGAAGAACAUGUUGAGUCUGUGCGUCGUCGACUUGCUCAUGAGAAGGAUACGUGGUUGAGUUCAUGCCCCGAUACUUUAAAAAUCAAUAUGGAGUUUUUGCAGCGUUGUAUAUUUCCACGCUGUACAUUCAGUAUGCCAGAUGCUGUAUAUUGUGCGAUUUUCGUAAAUACACUCCAUUCCUUGGGAACACCAUUCUUUAACACUGUGAACCACAUUGAUGUUUUGAUAUGUAAAACCUUACAACCUAUGAUUUGCUGCUGCACUGAGUAUGAAGUUGGUCGACUGGGUAGGUUUUUAUUUGAGACGCUGAAAACUGCAUAUCAUUGGAAGAGUGAUGAAUCAAUAUAUGAGAGGGAGUGCGGAAACAUGCCAGGAUUUGCUGUCUAUUACAGAUAUCCAAACAGUCAGCGUGUUACCUAUGGUCAAUUUAUCAAGGUACACUGGAAAUGGAGCCAACGGAUCACUAGGCUUUUAAUCCAAUGCUUGGAAUCGACUGAGUAUAUGGAGAUUCGAAACGCCCUUAUUAUGCUGACAAAAAUCGCAGGGGUUUUUCCUGUUACACGGAAGAGUGGUAUCAAUCUUGAAAAGCGGGUAGCUAAAAUUAAAAGUGACGAAAGGGAGGAUCUCAAAGUGUUGGCCACUGGUGUUGCUGCUGCAUUAGCUGCUAGAAAGCCUUCAUGGGUUACAGACGAGGAAUUUGGCAUGGGUUAUCUUGAUAUAAAGCCGGCUCCUGCUCCUGCUUCUAAGUCUUUAUCGGCAAAUGCUACUGCUGUGCAAAAUGGAGCUGGUCUUAGUGUUUCUCAGGCUGAGCAAAUUGGGGGUAGAACUGUUUCUGCAGGAAGCUUACAUUCAGAUUCUGGGAAUGCAAUCAAAGACCCUAGAAGACCUGAUGUUGACAAUCUAAAACAGGUGGAUGAAUUGGCCAACAAACAAUUGGAAGAAAACACGAAAGUUACUUCUAAGACAUCUGUGGAACCUGAGGCGAGGCCUGUGGUGAAAAGGUCUGCCGCUGCUGGAUCUCUUGCUAAGCAGGCAAAGCAGGAUCUUGCCAAGGAGGAUGAUAAAUCUGGGAAAGCCAUUGGCCGAACUGUAGCUUCUUCUUCUGGAAAUGCAGCCACGAUUGGUUCAGCUAAAGUAGCAAACUCAUCCACCAGGCCUUCCGACCAUAACACUGAAAUAAAAGCUGAGAUCACGAAUGCAAAGUCUUCUGAUUCAAGGUUUUACAGUGGGAAAGAUGAUGGCACUGAAUAUUCAGAUGUUCAUAAACAGCCAACUUCCAGGUCUACUCAUUCUCCCAGGCAGGAGAAUCUUAUUGCAGCUUCUAAGUCCAGUGAGAAACCUCAAAAGAGAGCCAGUCCAGCUGAAGAACAUGACCGGCUAAAUAAACGUCGGAAAGGCGAAACUGAUUCAAGAGACAUAGAUGGUGGUGAGGUUCGAUUGUCUGAAAAAGAGAGGUCAAGUGAUUUGCGAGCUCCAGAUAAACUUCAUGUGGCAGCAUUUGAAAAGACUGGCUCUGAUGAACAGAGCAAUAGUAGGGCUAUAGAUAAACCAGUGGAUAGAUCAAAAGAUAAGAGCAGUGAAAGAUAUGAUAGGGAUUAUAGAGAACGAGUGGAUCGUCCUGAAAAGUCACGGGCUGAUGAUUUUUUAUCUGAAAAAUUGAGGGACAGGUCACUAGAAAGACAUGGAAGAGAGCGUUCCGUUGAACGAGUACAAGAAAGAGGUGCAGAUAGGAAUUUCGAUAGGCUAGCUAAGGAUGAUAGAACUAAAGAUGAUAGAAGCAAGGUGCGGUAUGGUGAACCAUCUGUGGAGAAAUCACAUGUAGAUGACAGAUUCCAUGGGCAAAGCUUACCUCCACCUCCACCUCUGCCACCUCAUGUCAUCCCGCAAUCUGUUAAUGCCAGUAGGAGGGAUGAAGAUGGUGAUAGGCGAUUUGGAAAUGCCAGGCAUACACAAAAGCUUUCUCCAAGACAUGAUGAGAGAGAAAGGAGAAGAUCUGAAGAGAAUGCUUCCACAUUACAGGAUGAUACGAAACGGAGAAGAGAAGAUGAAUUCCGAGAUAGAAAACGUGAUGAGCGAGAUGCAAUAUCAAUUAAGAUGGAUGAGAGGGAGAGGGAUAAAGCAAACAUUAGCAAAGAAGAUAUUGAUUCAAAUGCUUCUAAAAGGCGGAAACUCAAAAGGGAGCAUAUGCCAUCAGAACCUGGCGAGUAUUUGCCAGCCACACCCACGGCGCCUCCUGUUUCAAUUAAUUUGUCACAGUCUCACGAUGGACGGGAUAGGGGAGAUCGUAAGGGGGUUAUAGUCCAAAGAUCUGGUUAUAUAGAGGAGCCAGGCCCGAGGGUCCACAGCAAAGAAGCAGCCAGCAAGGCAACUCGUCGUGAUCCCGAUCCGAUGUACGACAGAGAGUGGGACGAUGACAAGAGGCAGAGAGCUGAACCGAAGAGGAGGCACCGAAAAUAGACAGAUAUAGUAGUUCACAAAAUGGAACUUGUGAAUUCAAAGUAAUAGUCUGGUUGGAGAGGUCCCCAGUGUUUGUGGCUGGGGGGGGUUUUG
Molecule: messenger RNA, 5760 nt
Organism: Sesamum indicum (sesame)
Lineage: Eukaryota; Viridiplantae; Streptophyta; Magnoliopsida; Lamiales; Pedaliaceae
Gene: THO2
Product: THO2
Biological process (GO): mRNA processing; mRNA export from nucleus
Cellular component (GO): THO complex part of transcription export complex
Molecular function (GO): mRNA binding
Source: RefSeq, a predicted model, not a curated record